Carassius carassius (crucian carp) is the source of this 2966-nucleotide messenger RNA. RefSeq names its product potassium channel subfamily T member 2-like. Gene Ontology annotation, molecular function: intracellular sodium-activated potassium channel activity. The transcript has 21 exons. NCBI's taxonomy places the organism in Eukaryota, Metazoa, Chordata, Actinopteri, Cypriniformes, Cyprinidae. The record is from RefSeq and is a predicted model, not a curated record. Gene Ontology annotation, biological process: potassium ion transport. Bases 1 to 2790 code for a protein of 929 amino acids. Gene Ontology annotation, cellular component: membrane.
AUGUUCAAUCAGCUCCUCAUCCUCAUCUCCACCAUCAUCUGCCUUAUUUUCACUUUCAUUUGUGGUGUUGAGCACUUGCAGCGUGCUGGGAAAAAACUCUCUGUUUUUGACUCUUUCUACUUCUGCAUCGUGACAUUCUCUACAGUGGGGUUUGGAGAUGUACUUCCUGACAUCUGGCCCUCCAAGUUACUGGUGGUUAUUAUGAUAUGUGUCGCUUUAGUAGUCCUGCCUAUCCAGUUUGAGGAGCUGGCCUACUUGUGGAUGGAGCGGCAGAAGUCAGGAGGAGAUUACAGCAAGCAAAGAACAGAAUCCGAGAGACAUGUGGUGCUGUGUGUCAGUUCAGUCAAACUCGACCUGCUGAUGGAUUUCCUAAAUGAGUUUUAUGCUCACCCCAGACUUCAGGAGUACUAUGUCAUAAUUCUUUGCCCAGCAGAGCAGGACGUGGCGGUGAGACGGGUGCUGCGGAUCCCAAUGUGGUCACAUAGAGUCAUAUAUCUGCAGGGCUCUGCCCUCAAAGAUCAAGAUCUGGUCAGAGCAAAGGUGGAUAACGCUGAGGCUUGCUUCAUUCUCACAUGUCGCUGUGAGGAGGACCGCAAUGCAGCAGAUUACCAGACCAUCCUGAGGGCUUGGGCAGUGAAGGACUUUGCUCCAAGCUGCACUCUUUUUGUUCAGAUUCUCAAACCAGAAAACAAAUUUCAUGUGAAAUUUGCAGAUCAUAUUGUCUGUGAGGAAGAGUUUAAAUAUGCUAUGCUGGCCCUAAACUGCAUCUGUCCUGCGACAUCCACCUUCAUCACCCUGCUGGUGCACACAUCUCGAGGCCUGGAGGGUCAGCACUCUCCUGAGGACUGGCACAGAAUUUACGGAAAGUGCUCAGGAAAUGAAGUGUACAGCAUUGUUCUGAAAGAAAGCAUCUUCUUUUCUGAGUAUGAAGGAAAGAGCUUCACCUAUGCCUCCUUUAAUGCGUAUAAUAAGUUUGGCAUCUGUCUCAUUGGAGUGUGUCCUGACAACACAAAGAAGAAUAUACUACUGAACCCAGGUCCUGAGCACAUCAUGAAGCCCUUGGAUGUGUGCUUCUACAUCAGUCUCACCAAAGAGGAGAACACCUGCUUUAAAACUCAGACAGGCUGCAGAAACAGCCCCAAGACUCAACCUCCAAACUGCAGCACUAUUACUAGCAUGGGUACGGUGGCCAUAGACCUGCAGGAAAUAAGGAUUCCGUCCAGUUUAGGUCCAUCGCUCUCAACUGAAACUAACAUGGUUCCUGUUCUAGAAUUGCCUGAUUCACCUUUGUUCCAGACGGCCAACCUGUUCAGCGAUCAGUCAAAGUGUCCAUGUCAGCCCCACACUGGAGAUGAAGAAACACUGGACAAUGUUGAGACUGAACUUUUUUUUUUCAGUUAUGUUAAGGGAUAUCCUCCAGAUUUACCCUACAUCGGAAGCUCAUCGAUACUUUGCCAUUUACGGAAAAAGAAAACACCUAAAUGUUGUAUGAAGCUAGAAAAGACUUGCAACCACAAAGACGAAGAUGAUGACAAAGCGUACGGUUUAAAGGACAAGCUCAUCAUUGUGUCUGCUGAGGCCACAGGAAAUGGCCUGUACAACUUCAUCCUGCCAUUACGAGCCUCUUACAGAUCAGAGAAUGAACUGUGUCCCAUCGUGCUGCUCUUGGAACAGGGGCCAGACGCAGAGUUUCUUGAGACUGUCUGUUGGUUCCCAAUGAUCUAUUACUUCCUUGGAACAAUCGACAGUCUGGAUGACCUGCUGCGUUGUGGCGUCUCGUUUGCUGCCAGUAUGGUGGUUGUGGAUAAGGAGAGCACCAUGUUUGCUGAGGAAGACUAUAUGGCUGAUGCAAAAACCAUUAUUAACGUCCAGACUCUGUUCAGGUUGCUCUCCGGCCUCAACAUCAUCACAGAGUUAACUCAUCCCGCUAACAUGAGAUUCAUGCAGUUCAGCGCCAAGGACUGUCACUCGCUGGCUUUCUCCAAACUAGAGAAGAAAGAAAGAGAGAAAGGCUCAAACCUGUCCUUCAUAUUUCGCCUGCCCUUUGCAGCUGGUAGGGUGUUUAGCAUUGGGAUGCUGGACACACUUCUCUAUCAGUGUUUCGUUAAGGAUUAUAUGAUCACCAUCACCAGACUACUGCUUGGACUGGAAAACACACCAAAAUCUGGUUUUCUUUGUUCUAUGAGCAUCACAGAGGAGGACUUGUGCAUUGAGACGUAUGGCAGACUGUAUGAAAUGCUCUCGUCCACUGUAGGAGACAUUCCCAUCGGCAUCUACAGGACUGAGUCUCAGACACUUGAACCUCCUGAGACUCCACUAUCCCAGAUGUCAGACAAAGUGUCAGUCUUUGAGGAGGGAAAGGACCCAGAGGAGCAGCAUCAGGCUCUUCACUGUGAAUUGCCAGACAUCCAGACUCAUUCUCUGCGUCGAAGGAGCAUGCAGUGGGCUUCCAAUCUGCUGGGGCCGUGGCACGCUGAGCGAGAUGCAGACAGACAGCAGCGCGGCGUCCUGCUCUCAUGCUCCGAGAGACUGGAGCUCACAGAGCUGGUCAAGAAACGCAUGCAGAACCUGGGGCUCUCCACACACGGAUUCGAUAAGAUGAAUAAUAACCAGAGCAGUCACUCAUACACCUUAAUCAACCCGUCACCAGAUACAAAACUGGAGCUAAAUGACAUUGUGUACAUAAUCCGUAAAGAUCCUCUCUCAUUAGAGCUGUACGAUACUGACAUCAAGAAAAGCUGGAGGAGUGAUUCACAAAUAAGAGAGAGCAACACAAAGAAUCAUCUGUGAAUGAAGAUCUGUUUGUCUUCACUGUGACACGAGUAAAGCUUGUUCUUCAGCAUCAGGUUAAGCAGCUGCAAACCUUUAACGCAGUACCUAUACAUCGCUUAGAAUAAUGCAUGUAAUGUCUCUACAUUUAAAAGACAGAACAGUGCCAAUGUAACCCACCUACAAAGACCACAAAA